Messenger RNA from Capsicum annuum, 1806 nucleotides. RefSeq names its product cytochrome P450 71A4. The record is from RefSeq and is a predicted model, not a curated record. Gene Ontology annotation, molecular function: oxidoreductase activity, acting on paired donors, with incorporation or reduction of molecular oxygen; iron ion binding; monooxygenase activity. NCBI's taxonomy places the organism in Eukaryota, Viridiplantae, Streptophyta, Magnoliopsida, Solanales, Solanaceae. The transcript has 2 exons. Bases 203 to 1720 code for a protein of 505 amino acids.
GGUUAACUUGGAACUCUUGCCAUGUUAAUCCAAAUAAAUCCACCAAAACAUACGUUUUUAUUUUUUUUAAAAAAACAAAAAGUUGGCGUCUAUAUAUGUAUCUAAGCAAUGCAUCAAUAAUUUGAUUUACUUGUAGCUGUUACUAAUUUGAAGCCAGCCCAAAUCUUGAUUUCACUGUGGUAUCUAAGUACCAAAAAAAAAAAUGGAUCUCCCUUGGUAUUCUCUUCUAAUUCCACUGCUUGUUUUCAUUUUCUUUCUUCAUCAAUGCUUCUUUACUAAAUUCAACAUUUCAAAAAAUUUACCACCCUCUCCAAGAAAGCUUCCCAUCAUAGGAAAUUUGCAUCAACUCGGGUCGUAUCCUCAUCGUUCUCUCCAUAAACUAUCGAAAAAAUAUGGUCCGGUCAUGCUACUUCACUUGGGCAGUAAGCCAAUGCUUGUUGCUUCUUCUGUAGAUUCUGCUCGCGAUAUCUUGAAAACUCACGAUCUCAUCUGGGCAACCAGACCUAAAUCCAGCAUUGUCGAUAGACUCACGUAUGGCUCCAAGGACGUGGGGUUUAGUCCAUUUGGUGAAUAUUGGAGGCAAGUUAGAAGUAUUGCUGUGCUUCAUCUUCUUAGUAGUAAAAGAGUACAAUCUUUUCGUGGUGUUAGAGAAGAAGAAGUUGCGAACAUGAUUAUAAAGAUCAAGCAAAAGUGUGAUUCUUCGAGUUCAGUGAUAAAUUUGGGAGAUCAUUUAUAUUCUCUCACUAAUAACAUAAUUUGCAGAGCGGCUUUAGGGAGGAUAUACAAUGAAAGGGGAAGUGAAAUAGAUGCAAAGGCCAUCCUAGAAGAAUUGCUUCAACUUUUGGGUUCUUUUAACGUUGGGGAUUAUAUUCCGUGGCUCGAAUGGGUCAAUAAAAUCACUGGUCUAGACACCAAAGUGGACAAGUUAGCUAAAAAAUUGGACGCCUUUUUAGAGAGUGUGAUUGAAGAACACAUUACUAGGAACAAGAAAAAAGAAUGCAGUACUGGUGAAGCUAAAGACUUCGUGGACUUUUUGCUUGAAAUUCAAAAUGGAAAGGACACUGGCUUUUCUCUUCGAAGGGAUUCAUUGAAAGCUAUCCUCUUGGAUUCGUUUACUGCUGGAACGGAUACAAUAUAUACAACUCUAGAUUGGAUAAUGGCGGAGCUUUUGAGGGAGCCAAGGGCCAUGAAAGCAUUACAGAAUGAAGUGCGGCGAUUAGCUCAAGGAAAAUCAGAGAUAACAGAGGAUGAUCUAAAAAAUAUGCAGUAUCUGAGAGCUGUUAUCAAGGAGAGCCUCAGGCUUCAUCCACCGAAUCCACUAUUAAUUCCUCGAGAAUCAAUGAAAGACGUGAAAUUAUUAGACUAUUAUCACGUACCUGCUAGAACUCAAGCUAUUGUGAAUGUUUGGGCGAUCGGAAGAGACCCCUUAUCAUGGGAAAACCCAGAGGAGUAUCGGCCAGAAAGAUUCUUAAAUAGUCAUAUUGAUGUCAAAGGACUAAACUUUGAGUUCAUUCCCUUCGGAGCAGGCAGAAGGGGCUGCCCAGGAAGUACUUUUGGUAUUGCAGUAAUUGAGCUAGCUUUGGCGAGGCUUGUGCACAAGUUCAACUUUGCAUUACCACAGGGGAUAAAACCGGAAGAUUUGGAUAUGACUGAAAGCAUCGGCAUCACUACUCGUAGGAAAUCACCUUUGCUAGUCGUGGCCACUCCGUGCUCUAGUUAGGAGUUUUGCUCCAUUUCUUACUGUCCACAUCAGUGAUUUUAUUCGCCAAUUUUAUCAAUUAAAUGCAGUUACCAGCGUUGCUAGCU